This is a messenger RNA of Symbiodinium sp. CCMP2592, 1054 nucleotides long. The record is from the annotation of a GenBank genome assembly. NCBI's taxonomy places the organism in Eukaryota, Dinophyceae, Suessiales, Symbiodiniaceae.
AUGGCGUCUUCGCAUGAAAUGGAGACGGAUCCACUGCAGAUCUCUUCCACCUCUGCUUCCGACGAAGCUGCAGCUGCUGUGCAGGCACCGGAUGUUCAACAACAAGCUCAGGAUCAGGUCCAGGCUAUCGCCGCCAACAUGAGCAAUCAAGCCCAAACACGGGUUCAGGCCAUUGAGCAACAGGCGCAAGCUAUGGUUUCGGAGGUUUCCGUUGAAGCUUCGAGGCAACUGGCUGUGGCAAAUGAGACCAUUGCUAGCUUGAAGCAACAAAACGAGAUGUUGGCUCGUCAACAGCAGGAGCUUUACAGUCAGAUUGCGACGUUGCAAAGCAUCGUAGCGGAAGUCAAGGCUACAAGUAAAGGUAUCGGGAUUGGUGCGGGUUUUGCGCCCGCCAUUACACCCAUCGCUGGGCCGCCGGGCCCGCCACCGCCUCCUGAGCCUGAGAUCUUCGACAUAGGAGAUCCCGAGGAGGGUGAGGAAGAACAGGUUGAUGAUGAUCCCAUUGUUGAGCCGCGAGCUGUUGGUAACAAUGAUCGGGGUUUUGAUGGUGGUGCUGAUGCGCAGCCUCAUGAUGAAAAUGAGGAAGAGGACUAUGAAGCAGCUACUUACAAGUAUAAGGAUCUUCAAGACCUGAAGAUGCCACAGCUUCCAAAGGAUAAUGUGGGUUUCAGAUCGUGGCGCAACGCGCUGCUGACGCAGUACUCUGCUAUUGAUCGCACGGGUCAAGCCAGGAGGACGUUCGGAUGGCUCUGGGAGCAAUUCUCAGAUCACUUGGCAGAGCUGCGUGAAGACGCCAACGAACGUCAGGAUGCUAAUGCAAAGGCAAAGUCGAUUGCAACAGCAGUUCCCGCAAAGGACACCGCCGUUCCAGCAGCGCCCGGAAAGCCUCCCAAAGGGCGCUUGCUACACUUGCCACCUUUGUUUGUCCUGACUUUUCUGCGAUUGCACAUGAAGCUUGGUCGCAGCUUGACCUCUUUUGAGUCGUUGAGGGCUCAGGGUGUUUAUACCGAUGACCUCGUAUGUCACGAGGAUGAGCCAGUAUCCUUUGAAACGG